Molecule: messenger RNA, 1312 nt
Organism: Aureobasidium pullulans EXF-150
Lineage: Eukaryota; Fungi; Ascomycota; Dothideomycetes; Dothideales; Saccotheciaceae
Exons: 3
Coding region: 41-838 (265 amino acids)
Molecular function (GO): protein binding
Source: RefSeq, a predicted model, not a curated record
GCUUUGUCCUCAACAUCUCUGCGUUUGUAUAUCGUGGUCGAUGCUGACACGUCAAGUAGUGGACGAGCCGAAAUCGAUCGCGGCUGUGAGACGACUUGUUGAGGUGACUGAUAGCUCUCUAGAAGGAAAACGUCAUGAAAGCACAGAGAAGGUUCAGAAAGACAUCUCAACGGCCAUCGAAUUAGCAUUCCAGAAGGCGAACUUCACACGAGGCGUCAUGACAGACUCUCGUCUGGGCCCACAACCCGCUCAUCAUGCUAUAGAUGAUGUCGAGAGCAUAUUGGCAAUAGUCAGGCUGAAUACAACGGUCAAGAUCAACAAAAGAACUCAGCACCGAUUUUCUAGCCAUAGCACAUCUCGUCUGGUCACCCAGGCCCUUCAUGACAGUAUCGAUCUCGCAAAUGGCAAGUUCGAUAUACUCACAACGAAGCGCAGCACAGAAGCUGGCCGGGAUGUUUCCUUCAUGUCUGUCAUUACCUUCACUGCUGACAAAAGCCAAUACAAGCAAUUCAUGCUAUCUAUGCAUCUCAUCCAGAUACAUGGCCUCGAUGGUUCUAAUGUCUUGUCCCCAUGUAUAAUUGGGCACGCAAUCAUCCCUGACGACGCCCCUAUAUUACAGGCGAUUCGCGAUAAGAACCUCGAAGAGUUCAAACGACUUCUUGAGAAUGGAAAAGCUAGAGUAUGGGAUUGCGAUUCAGAGGGACGAAGUUUACUGAACAUUGCGAUCUAUCAUUUAGAACCCAUAAUGGUCGAAUAUCUCGUUGCGCAAGGAUUGGAUGUAAACAGUGUAGAGAUGUCCCUCGGGCCUUCUAGCAGAAGAGAGUUCGACAUCACCUAAUUUGAUAUGUACCCGGCGACCCAACGCCUCUAAUACCAUUCUCACAGGCAUAUUCUCCGAUUUCCUUACGUGGACCGUCCGGAAACCUCAGCCAUUCAGACUAUACUCCUGACAGCAGGGUCUGAUCCAACUUUCACAACGGCCGAUCGGUCUUGGAGUCAUCUGCAUCGAGAGUUGAGAUUUGGGAAAGUUGUGUGCCAUCCUCGCGAGUCUGCUCAGUACAAGUAUAUUCUCUAAUAGAUCACACAGGAAAGCCUACGGUUGUUAUUGAAAGCGAGUCAAUACUUCAUCCCUGUUGAUCUUGAAUUGCUAAAACUCUGCGUCGAGACCUCAGGACGAGAUACGUGGGCGAAAGUCCAACUGCUGAUAGCACUCGGAGCUUCCAACGGGAGUUCUGUUGACUGGAUGAAAACAGCCUUUCUUCACAUGAGAUAUCCCUUGGACACCUUACAUUACUUUCGGACGUUGUGCGGC